Messenger RNA from Rhopalosiphum maidis (corn leaf aphid), 4106 nucleotides. RefSeq lists its product as uncharacterized. Bases 169 to 3987 code for a protein of 1272 amino acids. Gene Ontology annotation, cellular component: nucleus. Gene Ontology annotation, molecular function: protein binding; zinc ion binding. Lineage: Eukaryota; Metazoa; Arthropoda; Insecta; Hemiptera; Aphididae. Gene Ontology annotation, biological process: regulation of DNA-templated transcription. The record is from RefSeq and is a predicted model, not a curated record. The transcript is spliced from 13 exons.
UCUCAUUUACGGUUUUUACAUAUUUAUUUUAUGAAACUAAUUUGAAAUUUAAAAAAAAAAAACAUUGUACUUUAAAAUUCUUUAUUUUUUUGUGUCUAAAGUUUAUGGAGACUUCUUAAUGAAUAAUCUUGUUUACAUGGUUUAUAUGAUAACUUUACUGAAAAAAACAUGGAAAAAUCUGAUGAAAAUAUAAAAACUAUUAUGGAUGUAAAUUCAUUUGAAGAUUGUGAUUCAUUGCUAUAUAGUGGUUAUGACAAUACAAGUGAAACUAAUUAUCAAUAUGACUUAUCUCAAUACUCUUCGGAUAAUAAUGAGUCAGUAAUGGUAAUUGAUGAUGAUGAUGAUACAUUGAGUGAUAUCAGUAAUAGUGAAAUUAUAGAUGAGAAAAAUAAAUUAAAUGUGCCUACUUCAAUUAAAAUGCCAGAACAAAAAAUUAUUGUAAAUGAUGAUUUUGAAGAUGAUUCUGAAGAUGAAUCUGAGGAUGAUUCUGAAGAUGAUUCUGAAGAUGAUUCUGAUACAGAAAUAUAUGAGGAAACAGUUUCAAUAAAUAAAACAAUUUUAUCUGCUGCUACUAAAAAUACAAAUGUAAUUACAAAACAAAAAGAAAAUGAUUCUUUAAAUGUAAAGAAUUUAUUUAUUCCUAAAAAUGACUCCUCUAUUGCCAAAUCUAAUCAAAUUAAAUUACCAUCUGAUGCUGCAACUAACAGGCCAAAAACUACAAAGAAUUUACAGCCAGAGUCAUCGAGUAAAAAUAAAUUUAGUCAAAAAGGUUUUUACAAACUUAAAUCUUCAAAGGGUUCUUCAUCAGAUGUUUUUAUAAUCCCACACAAUGGUAUGAAUUAUAUGAUAACCAAAAAAAGUCCACCAAUGAAGUCUAAUCAUUCUUUAUCAACUACAUUAAAAGGACCAAGUACUGUAGUUACACCAAAUGAACAAAAUAAACAAGUUAUAUCAAAAGCUGCAUCAAGAGGUGAAAAAAAAGAGGAGUCUAACUUUGUUGCUCGGAUACAACAACAACUUGGCAAAAAAUAUAAAGUGGUACCAGAUCAAGGACAGGUACCUAUUAAUUUAGACCGUGUAUUCAAACGAAACCCUAAUUUUACUAAACAAAAAAUGGCAACAAAUCCUACUCCAAACGGACAUAAAGUUGGUGAUUUUUUUCGUCUAGGAAAUUCAUGUCAAUUGGCAAAUAAUAAGGAAACUAGAAAUGUUCAGCAUAAAAUAGUACCUACACCUGUUAAGUCUUCUUGGAGUAAAAUGUCUAAAACAAUUGAUCUAACUAAUGAGAGUAAAAAUAAUAAGUUUAUUCCUCAUACUAUUACAAGUAAAGAUGCCACAGAAAAGAAUACAAAUUAUUUUAUUAAAAAUGGCAAUGUUUAUCCCAAAAAAAUAAGUCCUACUACAACUGAAAUUAUUGACCUAUCUGAUGAUAGUCCACCGUUAAGUCCUACUAGAUAUGAUAAAAUAACUAAAAAUAAUCAUAAAACAAUUCAGUCACCAUCAUUAGAUUUUCUUAACAAAUCUAAAACAAAAUUGAAUUUUUUUGAGAUGCUAAAAAACAGUGGUAAUGAUUCAAAUGGCUUUAGUGAUGAAAUAUUACAAGUAAAUUGCAGUAAAACUGGUACAUCAAAGAAUUCAAAUAUUAGAAGAGCAGUUAAAACCAAUUUGAAUAAAAAUAAAGUAUUAUUGUCUGAUGAAAUUAUUAAUUUAAGUGAUCUCAGUGAUUCUUCUAAUGAAGAAAAUGAUGAUACAUCUGAUCAGUUCAUUUCUUGCAAAUAUGAAUAUUGUGAUACAUUAGUGUAUGAACCUGAAUUGAUUGAUGAUUUAUAUUGUAGUUUAACAUGUAAAAAUUUAGACAUGAAAAAAAUAGUAACUGAAGAAGAAAAUAUUGAUGAAACUACAAAUCUAACAAAAACAUCUAAAGUUGAUCGAAAACAUUUAUUAACAAAAUUGGAAAAUAGAAUAAAUAAGAGGAAACAAUUGCUAACUUCUUGUCCAAAGGACUCGGUUAAAGAAAAUGAUUUUGAUCAACAAUUGAUAAAUUUUUUUAAUAAACCAUCAUUAGAAGAUAAUCAAUCUUUAUUAGAAUUAAAUAAAGAUCUUAAAGGCAGAUGUAAUAUUCCAGAUGUAAUAGAUAUUGAUGACGAUGUUGAUGAUGAUGACGAUGAUGAUGAUGAUGAUGAAUAUUUUGAUCUUAAACCUUUAAUAGAAGACAAAGAUGUAUUAAAUUAUAUGGUUGGGAUGCAAUUUAAAUCUGCCCCCAAAAAAUUGUUUGAUAGACCUUUUCCGUCUGAGAAGAACUUAUUUGUUGUAGGACAAAAACUUGAAGGUAUUGAUCCCAAACAUGAAGCAUUAUUCUGUGUAAUGACUGUAUCAGAAGUUUGUGGAUAUCGCAUUAAAUUACAUUUUGAUGGUUAUCCGGAUGAUUAUGAUUUUUGGGUUAAUGCGGAUUGCCCAAAUUUGUUUCAUCCAGGAUGGUGUGAAAUGAAUUCGCGGAUUCUACAACCACCAAAUAAUUAUGAAAAUCAAUUUAAUUGGAUUAGUUAUCUUAGAGAGUGUCAAGCUUUACCGGCUCCAAAACACAAUUUUAUCUCUACUAAAAACAUUAAUAAUUAUAAAAAUCAACAUAAAUUUCAUAUCGGAGAUAAAUUAGAAGCAUUAGAUAAAUUAACCCGCACACUUCCAAAACAAUUAAUAUGUGUUGCCACUGUUGCUGAUAUCUUGGGUAAUCGCAUUCGUAUUCAUUUUGAUGGAUGGACAGAUGAUUUUGAUUAUUGGACGGAUAUUACAUCAACUAAUAUACAUCCAAUUAGAUGGUGUGAUAACAAUGGUCGAAUUUUGUCUCCUCCUAGUGGUUAUAAUGAUAUGAAAGGAAAAAAACCCUUUAAUUGGACUGAAUACUUAAAAGAGACAAAUAGUAAUCCUGUGCCUGAAGAUGCAUUUAUCCGUAGACCAUUAAGAGACUUUUCUAAUGGAAUGAUAAUUGAAGUUAUUGAUCUUGUUGUUCCAAGACUGUUAAGAAUUGCUAGGGUAGUAGAUGUUAGAGGUGAUGAACUAAAAAUUGUUUAUGAUGGAUUUAAUGAUAAUUAUGCAUACUGGGUUGAAGACGAUAGUCCAGAUAUUCAUCCUGUUGGAUGGUCAGCAAAGACUAAUCAUCCAAUUGAACUACCUCCAGCACCUAAUACACUAUGGAAUUGCAGUAUCUUUGGCUGUAAAGGUUAUGGAAAUUCAUCAAAUAGAUUGAAAAAUGAUCAUGUUGAUUUAAAUGAGUGCCCAUAUGAAAUGGAUUCAUGGAAAACAGCUGUAGCUGGGUUAGCAAAGAUGCCUGAUCGAUUAAAAGCUAAUAAUGUUUUAAUUACCACAACAUUGACAAGUUCAAAAUCAAAAGGCAAUAUACAUCAGAAUAAUGAAAAUAAUAUAAAAAAUAGAAUAAGUACAGAAAUCAAGAAUUAUUUUACGAUCAAAGAAAAGAUAAAUGAAAAAAGAUUAAAUCUUAUGUUGGAUACAAAUAAUAUUGAAUCAGAACGUGAUUCUGAUAGUAGAAAUUCAUUUAUUAAUAACAUUCCAAGUAGUAAGAACAAAAAAUUGCGCAAAGCAGUUGGUUUAUCUCUUGUGGGAUAUAAUUUGGGCUCAGUAUUUAUGGAACAAAAACGCAAUGAUUGGAUCAGACAUAAUGCUCAACUAGGUAUACCAUUCUUCAAUACAACUGAUGUAAUAAAAUGGUCUGUUCAUGAUGUGGCCUCAUAUGUUAAAAAAGUGGUUGCAACUUAUACCUCAAAAAUUCAUGAUACCAAUGAAGAAAUCAGUAUUUCUGAUCGGUUCAUUGAUCAAGGAAUUGAUGGUGAGUCAUUUUUAAUGUUAAAUCAAGAUGAUAUAAUGAAUAUAUUAAAAGUUCCACUUGGUCACGCAUUAAAAAUAACCAAUGCCAUUAUACUAUUAAGACAACAGACUUCUGGAUUUCAUUUAUUUGACCUUCCUCAAGAUUAAAAUAUUGACAUAUUGACUACUACUAACAAUAUGAAAUUUUAUUUCAUGCUUCAAUCAACUAGUGUUAUAUUUUUAUUUUUAACUUAAAUUUUAAGUUUUUUUUUGUAAGUAUUUUUGUG